UUCACUGUAUAAUGCCUUUUCUGUAUUUACAGGAGCUGGUGUUAACCCAGAGCAGCAUGGAAUGGAUGAAAUGAGACCUGUAGAAGAGAGUCUUGCAUCUGUCCCCAGUCCCAAGCAAACAGAUGUUGAUGACAGCAGCUGUACAUCGAAAACCUUUACCUCUGUUGGAACACAGUGGGAAGACCACAUCUUCGAGGAGCAUUGUUAUAUUAAGAGACAACACAGUAUAACUUAUGUAAACCAGUCAACGCAGUGCGAUACAUUCAAGCCUCUAACUCUGAUGAAUGACUAUGACUCAAAUCUCUACACUGGGCUCCCUCUCCACACAUUUCAUACCCUUGUAGCUGUUCUGCGUCCCCAUGAGAAUCUGGCUUACCAGACUGAAAUUGAACAGCAAAUCUUGCUCACACUAAUGAAGCUGAAAUUAAACCUUUUGAUAGAAGAUCUUGCCAUUCGAUUCCGUAUAUCAGUGAGUCAAGUGAGCAGAAUAAUUUCUUUUUGGAUUGACACCAUGGCUGCAGUCUUGAAGGAACUGAUACCAUGGCUUCCCAAAGAAACAAUCAGGGCCACAACACCAGAGGCAUACAAGCAACAUUAUCCCAAUGUUACCUGUAUCUUAGACUGCAGUGAAAGUGAAGUCCAAAGACCAGGGAACCUAGACUCAAGGUCUGAAUCAUACAGCCACUACUAUGCUUGCAACACCAUCAAGUAUUUAGUGGCUAUUGCACCAUGUGGUCUAGUAAUGUUUAUAUCUGCAGCAUAUGGGGGACGCUGUAGUGACAAAUUCAUCACGUGUGAUUCUGGCAUUCUCGAAUACCUCCAUCCAGGAGAUGAAGUGAUGGUGGACAGGGGUUUUUUGAUUAGAGACUUGUUGUUUGAAAGAAAAGUCAAUAUGAUAAUUCCUCACUUUGCCAACAAAAUGCAGCUAACAGAAGAAAAAGUCACAUGUAGCCGCAGGAUUGCAAAUGUAAGGAUACAUGUUGAACGUGCAAUUAGGAGACUGAAAGUAUACAAGGUGUUAUCACAAACCUUGCCUAUCACCCUUAUGCCAAAGAUAGAUAAAAUUCUGCGUAUAUGUGCAGCUUUAGUGAAUUUGCGUGGUGAUCUGAUCCGUGAAGCAGAUAAAUAA
Molecule: messenger RNA, 1129 nt
Organism: Carassius auratus (goldfish)
Lineage: Eukaryota; Metazoa; Chordata; Actinopteri; Cypriniformes; Cyprinidae
Exons: 1
Coding region: 62-1129 (355 amino acids)
Source: RefSeq, a predicted model, not a curated record